Molecule: messenger RNA, 4624 nt
Organism: Argiope bruennichi
Lineage: Eukaryota; Metazoa; Arthropoda; Arachnida; Araneae; Araneidae
Gene: Spec2
Product: CDC42 small effector protein 2-like
Exons: 5
Coding region: 303-548 (81 amino acids)
Biological process (GO): regulation of Rho protein signal transduction
Cellular component (GO): plasma membrane
Molecular function (GO): small GTPase binding
Source: RefSeq, a predicted model, not a curated record
AAAGAUGGCUUCCGUUUUCUUAGUAAAAUUCUAUUGACUAAAUUAAUAUUUACCGUUUAGAAUUUUAAAAGUCAUUUUCUAUUUAUUUAGGUGAUAUCCUCUGCAAAAAAAAAAAAAAAAUAAAAAACUUAAACAAAGACUUUUGAUGUUUAUGAUAUAACUUUAUUAUUAUAUAUAUCUUCGGAGGUUGCUCGUAAAUUUAUUCUUAUACUUUUUUUAUUUGGUGUUCUCUCGUACUAACAAAGCUGAGGCCACUGGCUGAAGGAGGGAGACGCCCCCGCGCUCUUCACUUUGGCGGGAGGAUGAGCGAAAUAUGGAUUCAGUGCUUCUCCUGCUGUAUAACUGAUGACCCACCUCCUAAACGGAGGCAUAGAAUUGAUAGAUCUAUGAUAGGUAGUCCAACAAAUUUCAGGCAUACUGCUCAUGUUGGAUCUGGAGAUAUGAAUGUCCAUCUGAAUUCCUUGCAACAUCAGAUGGCAUCAAAAGGUGGUUAUGAAUAUGCAAUUCCUGUAAAUGUUCAAAUACCUGUUGUGGAUGUAAAGAAUUAAGGUGGUGUGAUGGCUUCACCUGCUGCUGUAAAUAUCUGAAGGACCAUCCAGCCUAUAGAGGUCUCUCAUACUUAAAAGCCAUUCUGAAUCCUAGCCUUGUGUUGCUAUCAUCUGCGUCCUAAGAAGCUCGUCUCUGUAGUAAAUUGUGAUUGUGCAUUAUAUUCAUUACAAAAAAGUUUUACUUAAUUGCGUUGGUUUGAGUGUAUUACAAGAAUUCCGAUCUUUCUGCAUAUACUGGUUCUGGAUUUUACUAUUAUUUCUGAAACUCUUCAUGUUUUACAUUGCUUUUAAAAAAAUAAAAAUCAUUUGUACUUAGAGGAAAGACUAAGAGUAUUAUAUAUAUAGUACAGUUUUUCUAUUAGACAUUUUAUUUGCUGCUGUUUUCUAGUUAAAAAAAAUAAUAUGUUCUCUUUAAAUUCCUGUUUAGAAGUUUGAUGUGCCAUUUGUUGGUUAAUUAUAUUCUCUAUUGAUAUAUGAAGAUUAGUUCAUUUCAGAUUUAUGUUUUCUAUGCUGUAAUUAAUUUGAAAUGAAAUCAUUUUUAUGUUAAUGUCUCUUUUGAUUUGAAAAUUGCACUUUAUGCUACCAUAAUGACUUCAAAUUUUAUCACCUCAAUUUGUGAUGCACUUAUGCACCUCACUGAUAAAACUGUAUAUUUUAUGUAAAUUGGGGCUCUAAUAUAAUAAGAUAUUUAUAUUAAAAGGAAGUUUUUUUUAGUAAUUUAUAUUGUAUUUUGUUGUAUAUAACAUUAUAUAUGAUGCUGGUUAUAUUCUGUUAAAUAUUUUGUAUUAACAUUACUUAAAAACGUUUUUCUUUCAAAGAAAAUUGAAGAGAUUACUGUUGAAAUUUACAUAGCUGAGAUUUUGAUAAUUAUUAUCUUUUUAAUGACAAUCCGUCAUUUAAUAAAUAAAACUUCAUAUUACUCUUGUCACAGAUUUUCAACGAUCUGAUAGACAAGAUAGUCAAGUGAAUUUUAUAUGUGUGAAAGGAAAUAUAGUAUUUUAGAUUCUAUAAUAUAUGACUAAGUGUAUCAAGAUAGGCCUUCAAAGACAAAUCAUUAAAAUUAUAUAAAUAUCCAUGGACAUAUUAUCUUUCUUGCAUUUCUUAGAGUCUGGUGUCAAUGAGAAGUGCAGAAUCUAGGCUCCUAAUAGAAGAAUAUUUUGUCCACAUUAAAUGUUUAGAUGUUUUGAAUUUUAAAUGUGACAUCUAGAUGUGAUGUGAUUGUCUAAUGGAAGAUUUAUCCAUUGUAUUUCAUAUUCUGGAUAGUAUUUAAUUACCUCAAAAUGCUUGGAUGCUAAUUAAUUGUGUAAUCCAUUAUGCCAUGAAAAACCAUUUUUUUAAAAUCCUGAAAUUCAAUGAUAAUUUAGAGAAAAGACAUUAACAUUUUUCCAUAUUAUUAAAAGUAAAUACUUUGUGUGAACAACUUAUGCAGUAGAGAAUAAUCUGUAAAUGGUGUCUUAGUAUUGUUAAUUUCUGUGUGGAACGUAGUGCUGAUAAUCAUGAUUAACAAUUAAAUACCAAAAGUCAUUUUAUUCACACAAAUUUUUAUAAUAAUUAUACUUAUAUUUUAGAAUAGUAACUUGGUUAAAAAAAUAAUUUUGAAAAAAUUUGAAAUAAAAUGCUGUUAAAUAAGAAAUUUCCCUUGUCUUUGUUAGUUUGAAAGUGAAUUGUAUUGGCAGUAUAUAUAUUGAUGGGUUUCCAAUCUAAUAAGAUAUCAAAUUUAAAGUGCAUUCUUCAAAUAUUUUUGAUGAAAAGCUGGAAAUAAUUUGAAUUGCUUGGUCUUUUUUCAUCUAAUACUGUUAUCUGUUUUGCUGUAUGUCCAAGUAUUGAAUGUAAUUGUUUAAAAUAGUUACAAAAUAAUUUGAAGAAGUUUUAAUAAAUAUAAAUAAGUUUACGGUAUAACAAAUUUCAAAUAGAUGUAUAGCAUACUAUUCUUCUGUAUAUUCAAAUAGGGCUUAUGCAUUGCAUGCAACAUUAAGAAAUAAUUUCAUGAAUUUUUAUUUUUGACUUUCCUUUCAUAUUUCUAUUAUAAUAAAAUUAAUAGCAAAUUUCUUGUAAUUAUUUUAGUACUAAUAAUAAUUUGGAAGAGUUUUUGUGGGCGAGAUAUUUAGAAAUCCUAGUGUGUGAUAUAACAAAUUUUUACAAAUUAUUUGUUUUUUCUUAAUGAAGAUACUGUGAUUGAAUUUGACACUCAUUUUAUAAGAUUGUUGCAAUCUAUGGCUUUUGCUUUUUUUAUAAUUAAAUUUUUAUAUAAGUGUUUUCGUCACAAAAAAUCUCUGCUAAAGAUUCAUUCCAAUUAUUGGAACUUGACAUGUGAUAAUUAUCUUUUUUAAUUCCUGUUUUUAUUUCUGUCUUAAUUUUAUGGCUUUUUUUUUUUUUGCCAAGCCCUCUAUGGUAAUAAAUAUAUAUAUUUUUUAUUUAUCUUAGUACUUAAAAUAGUCAUGCAAUACUUAAAUUAUAACAGGAAAAAAAAAAAAUGCAAAUAUCUGUAUUUGCAUAUUUAAUGUAUAUAUGUUGCUUCUGCUUAGUUUCUUUUGCAAAACAGCUCAUUUAAGUGAUGGAUUUGGCAGAAAUUUAUUUAAGAAUUUUAUUCUCUUAGAAUAAGGUGAAAUGACGAGACUGAUUAUAGAUAUCUAUAUUAUUAUUUUUGUUUGAAAAUUUUUUAUUGUGUGUGAGUGGAUGCCAUGUGUGGGUUUGCUGUACAAAAUUAUUUCAUUGUGUUUUAGAUAAUAUUUGAGAUUUAGCUAUUAUCUUUCAAGCACAAAACUUUCUAAUUUUUUAUUAAAAAUUUCAAUGCAACUUCAAGACUUUUUUUUUUACAUUUUAUCUCUCUCUUUUCAUGUUGUACAUUACUGAAUAUGUAGUAAUGAUUCUUAUAAAAAAAUUUUUAAAUUGUUGGGGAAAGAUAAUCUUUUUUCAUUCGUUAUAUCUGGAAUUGGAUCUUUUUCAUUUAGAGAUAUGGUGAACUUGAAAAGGCAUUAAUUUUUUUUUGAUUAAAUAAUUUGUUUUAAAUUGUGCAAAUCAUUUUAGAAAAUACUCAUUUGUUUUAAAUCCUAAUUUAUUAUUUUUUUUAGUUAUUUUAUUGUUGUUAUGUUCUUGAAAAUUAUAUUUGGAAUUUCUUGCAAUAAGUGAAAUAUAGGGAUUCUUAAACUUUUUUUCUUUUUCAGUAUGUUUUCAAGUUGAUAGAAGUUUUGCAACUCAAAUGUUAGAAUGAAGCAUUAAUAAAGAUUAUGAAUGGGAAAUAUAAUUUUAAGUAUUAUUUAAUAAUUUUUACAGGCAAGGGGUUUUAUUCAACUGUUGAAGAAUCUAAAAUCAGACUGUUGACUUUCAUGAAUAUUGAACCACAGUUUAAGAAGCCCUAUAAUAAUCUGUGUGUUGAUUUAUUAAAAUGCUUGUGUUUAUUAAAUAUAAAUUCCAUAUUUCUUUUUUUUUCUUAUUUAUUAACAACACUAAAAAUCAUAUAUAUAUAUAUAUUAUUUUAUAUAAAAAUAAUUGAAUUGAUAAAAAAAAAUUUUGGAUUUUAAUUUUUACCAUUCUGGCAAGGAACUUUUAACAGUUAACUCAUUUAAAAAUAUUUAUAUAUGUUGUGCAAUAAUAAAUUUUAUUUAUUGAUGACUUCCCCCCCCCCCCCUUUAAACAUUAGUAUUGGAGAAAAUUAAUAUGUAUCAUGUCUUAUUCUGUGAAGAGGGAAAAAUUCAUAAGUAUACCAAAUUGUUUUUUGCUUCUGGAUUUGAAUUUUAAUUCUCAUAAUAUACUUUAAUAUUUCUAAAUUUAUCACAAAUCUCUUUUUUUUAAUCCGUUAAAAAUCAACUAUUUCAUGAGAGUUUUUUUUUUUAUAUAUAUAUAUUGUCAAUUUUUUCUUUUAAAGCAUGUUCUUUGGUAUUUACAUAUUUCCAUGCAAUUUUUAUAAAAAAAAUUUCUAGCAAGUUUUGCUGUCAUUUUGAUAUGCCUGUUUUAAAAAUUCAGAAUGCUGUGUGCAUUUUUGUAUUGAUUAACAAACAAUAGUUACAUUUCAGGCUCUUUAUAAUAAAUAUUGUAAUGUUUUCUCGCUGUUUUUAAACUUUGUGUGCUUGUUUUGU